GACGCCUCAAUAUCCCGCUUCUUUUUGAGCCAAUAUAAAAGCAUCCAAAAUCCUCUCGGGUUCAGCAGUUAGAUUAACGGAAAAUAAUUUAUAUGCUCAACAGCUUUCUACCGGACUUCUUUAUGCAAGUUUUACCCUUUCAUCUAGUCUCUAUUUGAUCUACCUCGAUGCGUCAGGCCUACGAACUCUCCAACUUUCGAUAGUGGGCGAUUCUUACUAUGUCUUCGACUACUGAGCUAUAUGUUGCCAUUUUCGACGAUGGUGGUGUAUAUAAGCACUGGGGUCUCUUCAUCGACGGGCCAACGGAUGCGGAAAAGAUCCUCCUCCAGAUCCUGGGUUCCUACCAGAUAUCGUUUCGAGAUGGAAAUCUCGAACGCUCAUAAAUCGGCGACUCUCUUGGAGACCAUCCACCUGUGUGACGUGGACAAUUCCAAAAUUAGCGCGAUUAAGGACGCUGCGGAAAAUGCGGUUAUCCACAACGAAUAUCCGGGUUAUAACUGUCAGGACUAUGUCCUUGAGCUUCUGGAUGUCUUGGAGGAGAAGAAUAUUAUCGACAAGAACGAGACCAAUUACAAGCAUAACAAGCGGGUCGUUCAAGGCAAGCAGGAGGGAUUGAUGUAGAUGAAAAAGUCAAACUGAAUAUCAUUGAAGCGUUGACCACCGAUUUGUUAACUACCAUACUCAUACUAGUUUAUUUGCUUGAUUUCCUUUCUCUGAAUGGUGGAGAUUAUGGCCUGUCUGUUACAUCUAUUCAUUUCUAAGCCUGUAUCCUGGACAUUCGCGAUAUUUUUAGGCGCAGUACAGUGAUAAGCUGUACUACAGGCAUCUUACAAGAAGAAUUGGAUAUCUGCUUUCCUAGCAUUAAAUGGGUAGUU
Molecule: messenger RNA, 875 nt
Organism: Blastomyces dermatitidis ER-3
Lineage: Eukaryota; Fungi; Ascomycota; Eurotiomycetes; Onygenales; Ajellomycetaceae
Exons: 1
Coding region: 241-621 (126 amino acids)
Source: RefSeq, a predicted model, not a curated record